GCCCGAUGGGCCGGGGAGGCCGCGCUCCGCGAACAAAAGGCGGCGGCGGCGGCGCGAGCGGGGCCGGAGCGGCAGCGGAGCGCGGCGGGAGCGGCCGAGCGGGGCUGUGAGACUAGGUAGCCAUGUCAGCCAAAGCCAUCUCUGAGCAGACGGGGAAGGAGUUUUUGUACAAGUACAUCUGCACGUCCUCUGCCAUCCAGAACCGCUUCAAGUAUGCCCGGGUCACCCCCGCCACGGACUGGGCACGGCUCACCCAGGACCACCCGUGGCUCCUGAGCGAGCGUUUAGUGGUGAAGCCAGAUCAGCUCAUUAAGAGACGUGGGAAGCUUGGCCUGGUUGGGAUUAACCUCACUCUGGAUCAGGUGAAGGUUUGGCUCAAGCAGCGCCUGGGCCAGGAAACCACGAUUGCUAAUGCAAAGGGAAUCCUAAAGAACUUUCUGAUUGAACCCUUCGUCCCUCACAAGCAGGAGGAAGAGUUUUAUGUGUGCAUAUAUGCUGCCCGUGAGGGAGACUAUGUGCUCUUCCACCACGAAGGGGGUGUGGAUGUGGGAGAUGUGGAUGCCAAAGCUCAGAAGCUGCUCGUGGCCGUGGAUGAGAAGCUCAGUGAGUCGGAUGUGAAGAAGCAUCUCCUGCAGCAUGCACCAGCUGACAAGAAGGAUGUCUUGGCCAGCUUCAUCUGUGGCCUGUUCAACCUUUAUGAAGAUCUGUAUUUUACGUACCUCGAGAUCAAUCCAUUAGUGGUGACUAAGGAUGGUGUUUACAUCCUUGAUCUGGCUGCGAAGAUUGAUGCGACGGCUGACUACAUCUGCAAAGUGAAGUGGGGGGAUGUGGAGUUCCCCCCUCCUUUUGGCAGGGAAGCUUACCCUGAGGAAGCCUACAUUGCUGACCUGGAUGCCAAGAGUGGGGCCAGCCUGAAGCUCACGAUCCUGAACCCCAAAGGCAGGAUCUGGACCAUGGUGGCUGGUGGUGGUGCUUCAGUGGUGUACAGUGACACCAUUUGUGACCUGGGGGGUGUGAAUGAACUGGCAAACUACGGGGAGUACUCAGGAGCCCCGAGCGAGCAGCAGACCUAUGACUAUGCUAAAACCAUCCUCUCCCUCAUGACCCGAGAGAAGCACCCAGAAGGGAAGAUCCUGAUUAUUGGAGGCAGCAUUGCAAACUUCACCAAUGUAGCAGCCACCUUUAAAGGCAUUGUGAGAGCAAUUAAGGACUACCAAGGCCCUCUGAAGGAGCAUGAGGUGAGGAUCUUCGUACGAAGAGGAGGCCCGAACUACCAGGAAGGCUUACGUGUCAUGGGAGAAGUUGGGAAGACCACAGGGAUCCCCAUCCAUGUGUUUGGCACGGAGACCCACAUGACUGCCAUCGUGGGCAUGGCGCUGGGCCACCGGCCCAUCCCCAACCAGCCGCCCGCCGCCGCCCACACCGCCAACUUCCUCCUCAACGCCAGCGGCAGCCCCUCGACUCCAGCACCAAGCAGAACUGCCUCCUUCUCUGAGUCCAAACCAGAUGGCAUUGCUCCAGCUAAGAAGGCAAAACCAACAGCACCUCUUGGUAAAGCCACAACGCUGUUCAGCCGCCACACCAAGGCAAUCGUGUGGGGGAUGCAGACCCGGGCUGUCCAAGGAAUGCUGGACUUUGAUUACAUUUGCUCCCGGGAUGAACCCUCCGUGGCUGCCAUGGUUUAUCCGUUCACUGGAGACCACAGGCAGAAGUUCUAUUGGGGCCACAAAGAAAUCCUGAUCCCAGUCUACAAGAACAUGUCAGAUGCCAUGAGGAAGCACCCAGAGGUGGAUGUUCUCAUCAACUUCGCGUCCCUGCGCUCUGCCUAUGACAGCACUGUUGAAACCAUGAAUUAUCCUCAGAUCCGCACCAUUGCCAUUAUUGCUGAGGGCAUUCCGGAAGCCCUGACACGCAAACUGAUCAAGACAGCUGAUAAAAAGGGAGUCACCAUCAUUGGGCCUGCAACUGUUGGUGGGAUCAAGCCAGGUUGCUUUAAAAUAGGCAACACAGGAGGCAUGCUGGAUAACAUCUUGGCAUCGAAGCUGUACCGCCCUGGCAGCGUGGCCUACGUGUCCCGCUCUGGAGGGAUGUCCAACGAGCUCAACAACAUCAUCUCCCGGACCACUGAUGGGGUCUACGAGGGGGUGGCCAUAGGGGGAGACAGAUAUCCUGGUUCAACUUUUAUGGAUCAUGUCUUGCGUUAUCAGGAUACUCCAGGAGUGAAGAUGAUUGUAGUACUGGGGGAGAUUGGAGGCACAGAAGAGUACAAGAUCUGCAGGGGUGUUAAAGAAGGCCGGAUCACCAAGCCAGUGGUGUGCUGGUGCAUUGGUACUUGUGCCACCAUGUUCUCCUCAGAGGUGCAGUUUGGCCAUGCAGGAGCUUGUGCCAACCAGGCCUCUGAAACCGCUGUAGCAAAGAACCAAGCCUUAAAGGAAGCUGGAGUGUUUGUUCCCCGGAGUUUUGAUGAGCUGGGAGAGGUCAUUCAGUCUGUGUACCAGGAUCUUGUGGCCAAAAGAGUGAUUGAACCAGCUGAAGAAGUGCCUCCUCCAACUGUGCCAAUGGAUUACUCCUGGGCAAGGGAGUUGGGGCUGAUUCGCAAACCAGCUUCCUUCAUGACCAGCAUCUGUGAUGAGCGAGGACAGGAGCUGAUCUAUGCUGGGAUGCCCAUCACCGAGGUCUUCAAAGAGGAGAUGGGAAUUGGAGGGGUUCUAGGCCUGCUCUGGUUUCAGAGGAGGUUACCCAGGUACGCCUGCCAGUUCAUUGAGAUGUGCCUGAUGGUGACAGCAGACCACGGGCCAGCCGUGUCCGGAGCCCACAACACCAUUGUCUGUGCCAGAGCUGGCAAAGAUCUGGUUUCAAGCCUCACUUCAGGACUUCUUACUAUUGGUGACCGGUUUGGGGGAGCACUUGAUGCUGCAGCCAAAAUGUUCAGCAAAGCUUUUGACAGUGGGAUUAUCCCCAUGGAAUUUGUGAAUAAGAUGAAGAAAGAAGGGAAGCUGAUCAUGGGCAUUGGACACCGAGUAAAAUCGAUAAACAACCCUGACAUGAGAGUUCAGAUUCUCAAGGACUAUGUGAAGCAGCACUUCCCAGCCACUCCUCUGCUGGACUACGCGCUUGAAGUAGAAAAAAUCACAACUUCCAAGAAACCAAACCUUAUCCUGAACGUAGACGGCUUUAUUGGAGUGGCCUUUGUUGAUGUGCUCAGGAAUUGUGGCUCUUUCACACGGGAAGAAGCAGAUGAAUAUAUUGAUAUAGGAGCUCUCAAUGGCAUCUUUGUACUGGGCAGGAGUAUGGGAUUCAUUGGACACUACCUGGACCAGAAGAGAUUGAAGCAGGGUCUGUACCGUCACCCCUGGGAUGACAUAUCCUAUGUCCUACCAGAGCACAUGACCAUGUGAGAAGCUGGUGUUGCCUUGGAGUGCACCAGGACAGAACCUGUCCAGGGGACAGCCACAGUGGGACUGUGAUGUAUAAAGAUGAUUAUUGGGACAGAGAUGUCGAGCUGCCUGGUCAAACUGUGCAAAGCGACUGUUUUAUAAGGAUAGAAACUUACUCUAAUAAAACCAAAACUUGUGCUAUUCCCUCUGUUAACCUGCUGUAUUUAAUACUCUCUCUCACACUUUUAUUUUUCCUAUUCUCAUUUCAUUUUGUUUCCAGAAGUGAUUUAGGGUUUGGGGGGGGAGAAUUUGGCUCAUAGGUAUGCCUUACUGAUCUCUGGUAACAACCUCUACCUUUCCCAUGAAAUGGCCCAUAAGCCAUCACUUUGGAUUUUUUUUUUUUGUUGUCUGUUUUUUUCAAUUUGUUUACCAUGUUCUUAUCCUUGGUCUGACUGUACCUGAAUCCUGGGACCACUGCUAAAGUAUAACCAAUGUUAUUCAAGCUGGUGUAGUAAUUUAAAGUGUAAAGUUGUAACAUACUGCUGUGAAAACUGUGAAAUCCCUGUAUUCCAGUGUCUGUAUUUAUGCAAACAACCUCUCCUUUCCUCUGACUGCUGCUCUUGUGCACUGUCACUCAUGUAAUCUGCAGCUGCAAAAAUAUCUCAGUAAUAAUUUCAGUGUCCUCCUUGUCUGUGUGCUGCAACCAAACGCAAAUAAAUACACAUUACUAAUUUA
Molecule: messenger RNA, 4112 nt
Organism: Lonchura striata (white-rumped munia)
Lineage: Eukaryota; Metazoa; Chordata; Aves; Passeriformes; Estrildidae
Source: RefSeq, a predicted model, not a curated record